Molecule: messenger RNA, 1656 nt
Organism: Aureobasidium melanogenum CBS 110374
Lineage: Eukaryota; Fungi; Ascomycota; Dothideomycetes; Dothideales; Saccotheciaceae
Product: peptidyl-prolyl cis-trans isomerase-like 2
Exons: 3
Coding region: 1-1656 (551 amino acids)
Biological process (GO): protein polyubiquitination; protein peptidyl-prolyl isomerization
Cellular component (GO): catalytic step 2 spliceosome
Molecular function (GO): peptidyl-prolyl cis-trans isomerase activity; ubiquitin-ubiquitin ligase activity
Source: RefSeq, a predicted model, not a curated record
AUGGGAAAGGGCACAGAUAAGUUGUACAUCACUCACAGCGAGUGGGCUUCCGACACUGCCUUCUCUGCCAGCGCUGGCGCCGGUGUGAACAAGGGCAAUGUUCCUGGCGCCUUCAAACGACUUCCCUACAACUUUUGCGCCUUGUCGCUACAACCAUUCGAGCAUCCAGUCUGCACAUCCGACGGGACCAUCUUCGAUCUCACAAACAUCCUGCCAUGGCUGAAGAAGCACGGAACGAACCCCGUUGAUGGCGCGCCUUUGAAGUCAGCCGACUUGAUCAAGCUCAACUUUGCGAAGAACGACGAUGGCGAAUACGUCGAUCCUGUCACCUACAAAGUCUUUACCGACAACACUCAUAUCGUCGCCCUCAAGAACACUGGAAACGUCUUUGCUUGGGAUACUGUCGAGCGCCUCAACAUCAAGGCCAAGAACUGGAAGGACCUAGUCAGCGAUCAAGAUUUCAGUAGAAAAGACAUCAUCACACUCCAGGACCCACAGAACAUCGAGUCGAGAGACUUGAGCUCUUUCAAGUACAUCCAAGAAGGUGCAAGCACUUUGACACCAGAGCAAGAGGCUGAAAGAAGCGCCAACGUCAACACUGGUGCAUUAGGAAACGCUGCAAAGAUUCUCAAGGCUAAAGAAGCCGUCGCGAAAGCAAGAGCAGACAGACAGAAUGCCGCGCAAGGAAACUCGUUACAACGAGCAAUGGCAGAGGCAAAGAAGUCGAAUGCUGCUACUGGAUCUUCGAAACCUGUUCCGUACAACGCUGCACAGUACACGACAGGAAAGGCUGCCGCUUCCUUCACCAGCACUGGUAUCUCCGUUCAUACUGGCAAUGAGCGCGCGUUAUUGUCAGACGAAGAUUAUAUGUUGAAGCCUAAACGCGUCAAGCACAAGGGUUAUGCUCGCCUUCAGACAAACCUUGGCGACAUCAACGUCGAGCUACACACCGAUCUCGCCCCCAAAGCCGUCUGGAACUUUGUCCGUCUAGCACAAAAGGGAUACUACAAGAACAUCCUCUUCCAUCGCAACAUCCGCAACUUCAUGAUCCAGGGUGGUGAUCCAACAGGAACAGGGCGAGGUGGUCAGUCAAUCUGGGGCAAGAACUUUGCAGACGAAACCGAGAACGCCCUCGUUCAUGACUCUCGUGGUAUCUUGUCAAUGGCCAACAAAGGCAAAGACACGAACUCGUCACAAUUCUUCAUUACUUAUCGCGCCGUACCGCACCUCAACAAGAAACACACCAUUUUCGGCAGAGUAGUAGGCGGCAUGGACACCUUAUCCCGCCUCGAAGCCGUCAAGACAGACGAAGGCAAUCGUCCCAUCGAUGACUGUGUUCUAGAAGACGUUGUGGUAUUCGUGGACCCUUUCGAAGAAUUCCAAAAAGAACGUGCUGAGAACGAAGAUGCACAACGACUGAAAGAAGAAAUCCAACGUCAAGGAGGUACGGAAGAUGACAAGACUACCUGGACUGGCAAACGCAUCAGAGGCGAUGGAAAGGUCGAGAACACUGGAGCAUCUGGAGUAGGCAAGUAUCUCAAGACUGCCUCGGCGCCGCCGGUCGAAGAAGAUGAGAUUGUGGGAGAAUGGGACGAACCAGAACCCCCGAAGAAAAAGGCAAAGUCAGGUGGGUUUGGCAAUUUUGAUAGUUGGUGA